Molecule: messenger RNA, 3806 nt
Organism: Xyrauchen texanus (razorback sucker)
Lineage: Eukaryota; Metazoa; Chordata; Actinopteri; Cypriniformes; Catostomidae
Gene: ptpn12
Product: protein tyrosine phosphatase non-receptor type 12
Exons: 17
Coding region: 257-2269 (670 amino acids)
Biological process (GO): peptidyl-tyrosine dephosphorylation
Cellular component (GO): cytoplasm; nucleus
Molecular function (GO): non-membrane spanning protein tyrosine phosphatase activity
Source: RefSeq, a predicted model, not a curated record
GAAUGUGGCAGCCGCAGGGAGGGGCGCGCGCUGUUUAUUUGAUUAUUAAACGCAUUUCUGAGUGAAAAUAAAAAUUUGCUUACAACUGCGGAUAUUCAGAAGCUGCACAGCGCCUCCUGCGGAUCACGGACUGUGUUUUCACUUUGUGUGGUUUAAUCGCAGGACGGAGGAACAUGGGGCCAUAAAAAUGUUGGAAUAAUCGCCGAAAGACUCUUUUCAUGAAUAUAUUUAUAUGUAUUUAUUGUGUUUUGGAUGAAUGAAUCGUCCCGUCGGGAUGGAGCAGGUGAAUAUUCUCAAGAGAUUCAUUGAAGCCGUGAAAAGCGAAGAACAGAAGGGAGAAGAUAACUUCAGCUCGGACUUUAUGCGAUUACGCCGAUUAUCCACCAAAUACAGAACAGAGAAAAUCUACCCGACCAAUGUUGGAGAGCAGGAAGAGAAUGUGAAGAAAAACAGAUAUAAAGACAUUUUACCAUUUGAUCACAGUCGUGUGAAGGUGACAUUAAAAACACACAACCAAGACAGCGAUUACAUCAAUGCCAACUUCAUCAAGGGUAUAGAUGAUCCAGAGGCUUAUAUCGCCACACAGGGGCCGCUGCCGAACACAGUGCUGGAUUUCUGGAGGAUGAUCUGGCAAUACAAGAUCACGGUCAUUGUGAUGGCGUGUCGGGAGUUUGAAAUGGGUCGGAAAAAGUGUGAGCGAUAUUUUCCUCUAUUUGGAGAUGAGCCCGUGAUGUUUGGACCCUUCACCAUCUCUUGUGAGUCGGAACAACCACGGACGGAUUAUUUCAUCCGCGCGCUCACAGUGGAGUUUGAUCAUGAAUCACGACGAGUGACACAGUUUCAUUACGUGAACUGGCCGGAUCACGAUGUGCCGUCAUCGUUUGAUUCUAUACUGGACAUGAUCGCUCUGAUGCGGGAAUAUCAGGAACACCACGACGUUCCCAUCUGUGUCCACUGCAGUGCGGGCUGCGGCCGAACAGGAGCGAUCUGCGCUAUAGACUACACGUGGAACUUACUGAAAGCUGGGAGAAUUCCAGAAGAUUUUAACGUUUUCCGGUUGAUUCAGGAGAUGAGAACACAACGUCAUUCUGCAGUUCAGACCAAAGAGCAGUAUGAGUUGGUUCAUCGAGCGAUUGCGCAGCUCUUUGAGAAACAGCUGAUGAUUUUAGAGAGUCCAACCAACUCUGAGAUCACAGACGGGAUGGAAGAGGGCAGCCCAGAAAAACCCAGCCAAGACAAGGAAAGCUGGGAUACCCCCCCUCCAAAACCGCCCCGUAUCCGCAGUCAUCAGGUCGAGGGUGAUGUGAUGGAGGAGAUUUUACAGCCACCUGAGCCACACCCCGUUCCCCCGAUCCUCACCCCCUCACCGCCCUCAGCAUUUCCAACGGUUACGAACGUGCGUCAAGACAAUGACCGGUACCAUCCCAAACCUAUCCUACACACGCUGGCGUCCAAUCAGAACCCAGACCUCAACGAGAACUACAACAAACCUGGAGACAAUACCCCUGCCCUGCCCACCCUGACGACACAGCCGCCCACCCCCUGUGACGGGCUCGAAAAGCGUCCGGAGCGUAAGCUGAGCAUUGAGAUCAUGAAGGUGCCACGUCAGGAGGGACCGCGCAGCUUCGAGGGCAAUGGUGCACUGCAGCGCUCGCACGCGUUCAAAUGCUCCAACACUAGCAGCAGCUCUGCUUCAGAGGAAUCGGACGACCCGCCACGACCCGAUCACCUAACGCUAGGGGGGGGGAAGGGUCACGCCGCCUGGACCGCGUCCAGUCCUGACAAAGUGAGCUUGCCAGCUGAGCACACCACUAGCCCCGCCCCCUCCUCCAUCAGAACUGCGCUGAGCUUCACAAACCCACUGCAUUCAGACUUCACUGACACGCAGGGAGGUGACAGUAUCUCCAUGGGGACCAGCACCAUUUCCACAGUGCAGCAGAACGAUCAGCCCCUACGCAGGGUCACACCAUUGUCCAUCGCUGGGCAAAACCUGACCACAGAAACCCCAUAUGUGUCCGACGUGUCUACAGAUGAUGUUCUAGAAGAACCUUCUUCACAGGCAACUGCAGAUACACACACCUCUGCUAGUCCUCCAAAGAGCGAUUCAGAGCAGAAGAGCGGAAAGAGUCCAGAUCCACCGUCAGUAGCCACGCCCCCUGAACCCCUGAUGGACAAGAGAACAGAGGAUGAAGGCUCCGCCCAGAUCGGAUUCGGCAGCCGCUGUUCCCAUCCCAAAGGCCCCAGAGACCCCCCGUCCGAGUGGACGUGACUGCGGUCGCCGCACAGUCGCUCGCACACGCCUCUUCUUCUGUCGUAAGUGCGGCUGUAGACGGUCGAUGGAGACUCUGUGACCUCGUCUGACUAACACAAUCAGUAACGCUACAAAGAUAAUCUCCCAUGAUGCAGCGGUUGUUCUGCCGUGCACUCGCUGGUGUUAACCGUCUGUUGUACAGGAAACAUGCCUUACUGUGAUUGGACCAGAUUUACCAUGUGACUGUCACUGAAGGUGAUAGUUUACCAUCUUUAAAUGAGAGCCGUGCACACAGGGCCAGAGAACACGCCAUCAUCUUCAUGACUGUAUCUGCAUUCUUCAUACGUGUACAGCGCGAGCAGUAAAUAAUAAUGAUGCAAACGUACUAUCACGGAAUAUAUUAAUGACACGCAUGAAACCUGUCAAAUGUACCUCAAACCGUAAAUUAUUUGCCCUUCUGUUAGAACAAAUGAUUUCAGGGUUGUAUUUUUGUUAGUUUUCGUUCUUUCGUUUCUUUUGUCAGGUUGAUUUCUCCAAAGUCUGGUGUGAAUCGCUCCAGAUUGUAAUAAUGCUUUUGUAAAUUCUAUUUUAGAGGUUAUUUUUGUAUAUGCCAUUUUCACACUUUACAAGCGAUGGCGAUCUCAUCUGUGCCUUUAUAGUGUGUGUGUGUUUGUGUGUAGAGUGUCAAAACCUUCCAACACAAACCUGUCAGUAAAACAUAUGAUGCAUCUGCUUAACUUUUACUAUAUUGUGUGUGUGUGUGUGUGUGUGUGUGUGUGUGUAGUGUGUGUGUGUGUGUCUCAGAUCAAUAAUAUUUAUUGGCCAGCAUGACUGUCCCGUCUGCAGGUGAAAUGACAAUCCACACACACUCGCACACAUACACACUCAAACACACAUGAACAGACACACACACUCUCUCACACACAUAAACAGACACACACACACAUAAACAGACACACUCACACUCUCUCUCUCACACACACACACACACAAACAGACACACUCACACAUAAACAGACACACUCACUCUCACACACACACACACACACACACUUGGUGUCCGUGUCCAGUAAUGUGUGAAACAGUGUUUGUAUUUAAGUGAUAGUGUUACACUACUGCAGCAACGUUUCAUUAAUGUCACAAACGGCAUCUGCUGAUGAAGAAGCCGCAGCACCCAAAUUCAACUUCCACAAAACAGCAAUAAAAAUCUAUUUGACUAUCAUUGAAAUGUGUCAUUUUUAAUAUGUCUUUAACUUGUCUGUUUAGACAACAUGUUCUCUGAUACCAUCCUACAGGCCUCCGGGAGGACUUCAUCUAAUCAUUCAGAUAUUAUAAUAGUCAAUUUUACUCUCUUUGGAAAACAGCCGAUGAGUUUCUGUUGCUUUAGACGCUGAACAAACGAACCCUAAACCGAUGAAAGCACCGAUAUUAAAGUACAGAAGUCAAAGGUGAAGUGUGAAUAGUGAAAAGUGUGAGCCAUAAAGUUGUAUUAUUUGGGUUAGGGUCAUGUUUAUAUGGUGGAACACUGUAUCUCUUCUGUGUCUCUUUCAAUCGC